Monosiga brevicollis MX1 is the source of this 655-nucleotide messenger RNA. RefSeq lists its product as uncharacterized. The transcript has 3 exons. Lineage: Eukaryota; Choanoflagellata; Craspedida; Salpingoecidae. The record is from RefSeq and is a predicted model, not a curated record. The coding region runs from base 191 to 547 and encodes 118 amino acids. Gene Ontology annotation, molecular function: structural constituent of ribosome. Gene Ontology annotation, biological process: translation. Gene Ontology annotation, cellular component: ribosome; cytosolic small ribosomal subunit.
CUGACAUGGUGUGAGAUUGCUUGAAAGCGGUGGCCACCACCAUGAGGUUUGAACCUCUGGAACCUUUGGAACCGCUGGAAGUGGUUGUGCUCGUGGUGGGAGCGACACUUUUCUGCUUCCCGUGCGGUCAGUUUGCCGUGUAGAACAAGCUACCGACUCGCCGUACAGCUCGAUUUUUCCACCAUCCAAAAUGGCCACCGUUGUUGACAAGAAGGAGGGUUUUGAGGUUGAGGCCCAGAGCCACCGCAUCCGCAUCACCCUCACCAGCCGCAACGUCAAGUCGCUGGAGAAGGUUUGCGCUGCCCUCAUCCAGGGUGCCAAGGACAACAAGGUCACCGCCAAGGGCCCCGUCCGCCUCCCCACCCGCAACCUCAAGAUCACCACCCGUAAGACCCCCAACGGUGAGGGUUCCAAGACUUGGGAUCGCUACACCAUGUGCAUCCACAAGCGCCUCAUCGACCUCGAGUCGCCCGCUGAGGUGGUGAAGACCAUCACUUCCAUCUCCAUCGAGCCUGGAGUGGAUGUCGAGGUCACCAUGGCCAACUAAAGCAUUUGUUGCUUUCUUCCCCUUCUGUUCCCAUUUUACCAAAAAAACAACAACAAAAGUGCCGAAGAAAAACAAUCAAAUGCGCUGGUCAUCGUGAUGAACAGCCCG